Messenger RNA from Eruca vesicaria subsp. sativa (arugula), 2910 nucleotides. The record is from the annotation of a GenBank genome assembly. NCBI's taxonomy places the organism in Eukaryota, Viridiplantae, Streptophyta, Magnoliopsida, Brassicales, Brassicaceae.
AGAAGAUUUCAUUCACCGCCCUUCUCAAAGGUCUCCACCUCUCUAUCUUACUCUUAGGGUUUUUGAUCGUUCUCUCUCGAUCGCAAAAUCUCUCCCGAUCCUUCUGAAUCGGUAAUUUUCAAGGUUCCGCGAACCACUCUGUCUGAUUAGGGUCUAAGAUAUCGUCUAUCGCCCUAGUUUUCGAGUUUUUUUUUACGAGGGAUCGGAUUAUUAGGGUUACGUCGGUCUAUCUCGAUUGCUUUGGUUCAGGGGAGCAUUGAAGAGUCAUAUUUCAAGAUGGAACGGAAGACGAUUGAUUUGGAGCAAGGAUGGGACUAUAUGCAGACUGGUAUCACUAAGCUGAAACGGAUUCUUGAAGGAUUGCCUGAGCCCCAAUUCGACUCUGAGCAAUACAUGAUGCUCUAUACGACUAUCUACAACAUGUGCACUCAGAAACCUCCUCAUGAUUACUCACAGCAGCUUUAUGAUAAGUAUCGUGAAGCUUUUGAGGAGUAUAUUGACUCAACGGUCUUACCUGCUUUAAGGGAGAAGCAUGAUGAGUACAUGCUGCGGGAGCUGGUUAAGAGAUGGUCUAACCAUAAAAUUAUGGUUCGGUGGCUGUCCCGCUUCUUCUUCUAUCUUGACCGUUACUUCAUUGCUCGGAGAUCACUUCCAGGGCUGAAUGAAGUUGGCCUGACUUGCUUCCGUGACAGGGUUUAUAACGUGUUGCAUUCCAAGGUCAAAGAUGCUGUAAUAGCACUUAUUGAUAAAGAAAGGGAGGGCGAGCAGAUUGAUAGGGCUCUUCUGAAAAACGUAUUAGAUAUCUAUGUAGAGAUUGGAAUGGGACAUAUGGAAAGAUACGAAGUGGAUUUUGAAAGCUUCAUGCUUUUAGAUUCAGCUUCUUACUAUUCUCGCAAAGCAUCAAACUGGAUCGAGGAAGAUUCUUGCCCUGAUUACAUGCUGAAGUCUGAAGAAUGUCUUAAGAAGGAGAGGGAGAGAGUGGCUCAUUACCUUCACUCAAGCAGCGAGCCAAAGCUGGUUGAGAAAGUACAACAUGAGCUGUUGGUAGUGUAUGCAAAUCAGCUUCUAGAAAAAGAGCACUCAGGGUGCCGUGCAUUGCUGAGAGAUGACAAGGUUGAUGAUCUCUCCAGGAUGUACAGGCUUUAUCAUAAAAUUGCUAAAGGUUUAGAACCUGUUGCAAACAUAUUUAAGCAGCAUGUCACAGCCGAGGGUAACGCACUUGUCCAACAGGCCGAAGACACGGCCACUAACCAGAUGUUCUGGAAUUCAGUAAUUGACGUUUUAUUUAUUUGCUUUCAGGUUCUCAUCAGAAAAGUGAUUGAACUACAUGAUAAAUACAUGGUCUAUGUCGUUGAGUGCUUCCAGAACCACACCCUCUUCCACAAGGCUCUGAAAGAGGCAUUUGAGAUAUUCUGUAAUAAAACAGUCGCUGGAAGUUCAAGUGCAGAAUUGCUUGCAACAUUUUGUGACAAUAUCCUCAAGAAGGGGGGUAGUGAGAAGUUGAGUGAUGAAGCUAUUGAAGAUACGCUUGAGAAGGUGGUCAAGUUGCUUGCUUAUAUAAGCGACAAGGAUCUUUUCGCUGAGUUUUACAGGAAGAAGCUGGCACGGAGGCUCUUAUUCGAUCGCAGUGCUAAUGAUGAUCAUGAGAGAAGUAUCCUUACAAAGCUCAAGCAACAAUGUGGUGGGCAGUUUACUUCUAAGAUGGAGGGCAUGGUAACGGACUUGACAUUGGCAAGAGAAAACCAAACCAGUUUCGAGGAGUAUCUAGGCAAUAACCCCGCUGCAAACCCAGGGAUUGAUUUGACCGUCACCGUUCUUACCACUGGUUUUUGGCCAAGUUACAAGUCAUUUGACAUAAAUCUACCCAGUGAAAUGGUGAAAUGUGUUGAAGUUUUCAAAGGAUUUUAUGAGACGAAAACGAAACAUAGGAAACUUACAUGGAUCUAUUCACUAGGAACUUGUCACCUCAACGGAAAGUUUGAUCACAAGCCCAUUGAGUUAGUUGUGUCUACUUACCAGGCUGCUGUGCUUCUGCUGUUCAACACAACAGACAAAUUGAGCUACAACGAUAUCCUAACCCAACUGAACCUAAGCCAUGAAGAUCUAGUGAGGUUGCUUCAUUCCUUGUCAUGUGCGAAAUACAAGAUUCUUCUCAAGGAACCAAGUACAAAGACUGUUUCCCAGACUGAUUCAUUUGAAUUCAAUGCCAAAUUCACCGACAGAAUGCGCAGAAUAAAGAUCCCUCUCCCUCCUGUUGAUGAAAGGAAGAAAGUUGUGGAAGAUGUGGACAAAGACAGACGCUAUGCGAUUGAUGCUGCGAUUGUGAGGAUCAUGAAGAGCAGGAAAGUGUUGGGACAUCAGCAACUUGUUUCUGAGUGUGUUGAGCAGCUUAGCCGAAUGUUCAAGCCUGAUAUCAAAGCGAUCAAGAAGCGUAUGGAGGAUUUAAUAACGAGGGAUUAUUUGGAGAGGGACAAGGAGAACGCUAACAUGUUUAGGUACUUGGCUUAGAGGCAAAAAAAAAAAAAACAACUACGUGGAGGUGGGUGGUUGGGGUCAUGAAAGAAAAGGUAAUGAAUCGAAGCAUCUACUCUGCUUGUAUAUGAGAAUCUCUUUUGGAUACUUUUACCCUAAGAAAAAACUGUCUUCAAUUCUUUUGUUGGUUAUUUCCAUAACAUUUGGUGGUGCUUUUUUUAUUUCUCGGGAUGGAAAUGACCUUUUGGGGGAUUUGUUUCUUGGAUAUGAAUAUGGAGAUGGCUUAAUGAAUUUGUUGACCUCUGCUUUUAUAUAUGUUCCUUCCUUUUGAUAAUUCUGUUUGGAAUUUACUGCAAUUUUGUGUGUAAUUCUCUCAUCUAUAAAUAGUACUAAGCGAUAGCAUCAAACUUGAAAAGCAAAUUGACGUACGUGCUACCC